This is a messenger RNA of Tachysurus vachellii, 2539 nucleotides long. RefSeq names its product perforin 1.5 (gene prf1.5). The record is from RefSeq and is a predicted model, not a curated record. The coding region runs from base 123 to 1688 and encodes 521 amino acids. The transcript is spliced from 3 exons. NCBI's taxonomy places the organism in Eukaryota, Metazoa, Chordata, Actinopteri, Siluriformes, Bagridae.
UUAAAUUCAUUUUCAUUUUGAAAAAAGAUUAUUAGCUUAAUGUGAGAUAUAGUUGACGAGUCAACUGAGUGACAAUUGGGUUUGUGGUUAAAACUUCCUGAAGAUGUUUGAAUGACCUAAAUAUGUUGGAUAAUUUUGCACUGGUGAAAGAAGCAGUCAUGGGCCUUCAUAAAUGCACUGGUCUUCACUUAUUAGUCUGUAUCAGCACAAUUUUGACCCUUUGUCAUCAAAGCUCAGCAUGCCACCUGGGAACAGAGACAGAAUGCAAGAAAGCACCCUUUGUGCCUGGUUCCAACCUUGCAGGUGAAGGAUUUGAUGUAGUCAGCCUGAGACGCAAAGGUGCCUAUUUGAUAAAUGUCAGAUCUUACAAAUUUGACAACAACACAUGUACUGUGUGCCCGAACCAAUUACAACAAGGACAGAUGCAGAAACUUCCCUUGGCCGUUGUGGACUGGCGUUCUUUCAACCGCUGUAGAAAACAGCUGUCAAGUUCUCUUCAUUAUUCCAUAGAUUCGCUUAUUAAAAGCUCCACAUCACUAAUCGACAAUAACUGGGCAGUGGACCUUACCCUGGAUGAUUGGGGUAAAGCUGUUUUAGGAGGGAGUCACUCAGACAUAGCCAAGUUUGCCCGAGAGCAGCACAUGAUGGACAAGGUGACCUUUGCUCUCCAUGAGAUCAGCUGCAUUUAUUACAGCUACAGAGUAAUGGAUCGUCCAGAGCUCAGUGCAGAAUUUAAAAAACGUUUACAUCAACUACCUAGAAACUACAGUGAGAAAACUAAGUCCCAGUAUCAGAGAAUUAUUGAUACGUAUGGGACCCACUACAUUCAUCAUGUCUAUUUAGGAGGACGCAUGAGACAAGUCACAGCCUUCCGAACCUGCCUUGCAACCCAAAAGGGGUUUUUGGAGUUUGAUAUACGAAACUGUCUGAACAUUGAAUUAAAAAUUGCUCUAGGGUUUCUGCCUGCAAACAUAUCAUAUUCUAAUAAAUGCUCAAACAUUCUCAAGGAUAACAUAAACAUGGGCUUCUAUCAGGACUUUUUGACAAAGAAGUUGGAGGUCCUGGGUGGUGAAAGUCUAGAUGACACGUAUGCAAACUGGUUCAAUAGCUUGCGUGAAAACCCAGAUAUAAUUUCAUAUGCCAUUUUACCCCUCCAUCAUCUGGUUGCUGACUCAGAGUUGAGUUCCAGCCUCAGUAAGGCCGUGUCCGAGUACAUUGAAGAGAACAUGAUUCCUUUGGAGCAGAAUCAGUACCACAAAUGCAACCCAACACCAAACUUGGACCACAACUGCUGCCCUCUGCGAACAGGUCGUGGCACUUUGAGAGUGACUGUGCAACGGGCCAGUGGUCUCAAUGCUGACUUUUUCAGUCAAACCGAUGCCUAUGUCAAAGUGUGGUACAAUAACAUGUAUAAGGAAACAAACAUAGUAAUGAAUAAUAACAAUCCAGUAUGGGACAUUACUUUCAAUUUUGGUUCAAUAGAAUUCGGUCAUGUGUUAUUGAUUGAAGUGUGGGAUAGUGAUGUAAGGUUUGAUGACCUGUUGGGAAGGUGUUCCAUCUACCCUGAACGUGGAACUCAAUCAAAUAGCUGUAGCUUAAGCAGCGGAGUCUUUUUUUUCAUGUACAGCACCCAGUGUGAUGCUCACCUGGGUGGCCACUGGUGUCGACAUUACUCCCCAAAAGCCUGAGAGCCUCAACCAGGCAACUAGAACCAUGAAAAAAAACAUUUUUCUUUAGCUUUUUCAUGUAUCUAUGCUUCAAAUAACCAAUAAGAAUAGACAUGUACAAUGCAUCAGUUUUAGAUUGUUUAUUAGUGUCAGCACUUUGUAAAUGGAACCAUGACUACAGGAAAACCUACCUGUUGAUUUUGCAGCAAUAUUUCUGGAUUAAAAUAAACUUUGUACUGCUUAUAUAUAGUGAGGUCUGUAAAUAUUUGGACAUACAGUUCUUGUCAACUGUGUAAUGUAGUAUAUAAGAAUCAAAAAUAAGUACUGAAUAUGAGCUCAAAUAUUAUUUACACCAAAUAUGGUGAAUGGUGUAGGAAUUACAGCACUUUUUAUGUGGCCCCCCAUUUUAAAAGAUCAGAAAUUAUUGAACAGUUGGCUGCUCCCCUGCUCCAUGGUCUGAGUGUGGGGUUUUGUGUGAUUCCCUCAUUAAUUCACUUACAAGUAAGUAGAUAAAAGGUCUAGAGUUAAUUUUAAUUGUGUAUUUACAUUUAUGAAAGUUGUUGGAUUAUUGUCAACAUGAAACCCACGCUCAUAAUUACCCUGUUUAUUAUUUAAUUAUUUCCAAUAACACCAAAAAAUUCCCUGAACUAGUGAACUAGUAUGGGAAUGUGAUUUUGCUAGAGACUACAAAGGGCAUCUGCCAAAUGGAGUAAACUGUUACAAUGGGACUGUUUAUGAGCCAAGAUAAAAGAAUGAUAUAAAGUCAAUAAAGAAUUAACAUUACUUUCUCUUAUGUGUUAAUUUGCAAACAUUCAAGAGCAUGAGUAGGAUAAGGAUGGUCUACCAAAAUAAAAAUUUUGAUGAAUACUAAA